UGUCCCAGGGAGCAGUGAAUGCAGCCAACUCCUCCCAAAAGAAAAGUGUGACUUUCCGGUGGGAUUUUAAUCCGUUAAGUGAAAUACAUACAAAGUAUGUUUGGUAUCACAGUGUAGAAAGCUGGUGCUUUAGUUUAAUAUAUUAUGCAGAAGGAAGGUUCCAGAGAAGUUUCUUUCGGUCCUGAGCUCGGUGGGUUUCACGGUGGGAGGCUUUUCACUGGUUUGUUUGUGGCACCCAUUGGUAGCACCAGAAGUCCCCAAAAACAGACAAUGUCUCAGUCUGAACAGAAAGAAAACGCGGAGCAGCCAACGUUAAACUCGGAACACGAACAAAACGGCGUCUUGGUGAACCCAAAAGCGGUUUGUAACGUGUGUAGACGCUUGUACCGGGACCCUAAAAUCCUCCCGUGUCUGCACACCUUCUGCUCCGACUGUAUCGGCCAGCUGGAGCCCUUCUCGGUGUCUUCGCGUAGCCGCCGCGACGCACCGGGAAACGGCAGGGGCGAAGCCUUGGAGGAGGACCGACCCACCGUCACGGUGCUCUGUCCCGAUUGUGACACCGAGGUGGACAUCCCUCCGUCGGGACCGGGAGGUCUGACCACCGACCACCUGGCGCUGGAUGACGUAUUCCUGGAGACCCUGGUGACGGACGGCCCGCUGGGAUGCGACCUGUGCGGCGAAGGAGACGCCAAGAGCCGCUGCGACGUCUGCUGCGUCAACCUGUGCGAGUUCUGCUGCCAGGCGCACAGGCGGCAGAAGAGAACAGCAUCUCACCCUAUCCAGUGUCUGGAGGAGCUUAAGUCUCGUGGUCGUCUGUGCCGCCCCGUCCUCUGCUCCCUCCACCCCGGCCAGGAGCUCCGGCUCUUCUGUCAGCCCUGCGACCUGCCCGUCUGCCUGGAGUGUGCCGCCAUGCUGCACCGCGACCACCACUGCUGCCCCACCCGUGAUGUUAUCGAUCGUCAUGGAGACCGUAUCCGAGAGCUGGUCACGGUGCGCCUGCGACCUUGCAUGGAGCGUCUGAAGGACUCACUGCACAAGGUGGAAGUAUCCCAGGAGGCUUUGCAGGCACGGGUGGACGCGACAGCGAACGAGGUGAGGGUGUUUGCGAGAGCCUACGCCAGCGCUGUGGAAGCCCAUUGCCUGUCACUGCUGCACCGCCUGGAGGAGCUCCGUGUCCAACGCAGGAACCAGCUCCACCUGCAGAGGGCGCAACUGCAGCAGGCUCUGUUGGACGUCGGCGGCGGCGUGGAGUUUGCAGAGAGACUGCUGAGCUGCGGCUCGGACGCUGAGAUCCUGAGCGCCAAAGGAGUGACACUAAGAAGACUGACCAGCCUGGCAAAGAACAGCUACGACCCCAACCCGGCAACCGUCGCCACCGACGACAGCAGCGGCAUCAGCUUCAUGGCCAGGGAGCCGGCGGGGGAUGUGGAGGGCUACCCGGUGGUCGGGGUGAUCAACUCUAAAACCGUGGACCUCAGCAAGUGCACCGUCGAAGGGGAAGGUCUACAGAGGGGCGUGGAGGGGCAGCAGGGCUACUUCGCCCUGGUGUGCCGAGACUCAGCUGGGGAGCAGGUGGCACGAGGUGGAGAGCAUGUCCUGGUCAGCAUCGUUCACAAGGAGAAGAAAAACUGCACAUUGGAGACGACUGUGGUUGACAACAGCGAUGGAUCCUACAGAGUUUCAUACACGCCUGAAGAGUCAGGAACCUACUCGGUGUGGGUUUGUGUCAAAGCUCAACAUGUCAAGGGCUCUCCGUUUCUUCUGAAUGUGAAGAGGAAGUUGAGGCGUCACAGCGGGACGUUUCACUGCUGCUCUUUCUGCUCCAGUGGAGGAGCCAAAGAGGCUCGCUGUGGCUGCGCGGGAACCAUGCCAGGAGGAUUUAAAGGUUGCGGUCACGGUCAUAAAGGACACCCCGGGAAGCCCCACUGGUCUUGUUGCGGCAGCACCGCGGAGCAGUCCGAGUGUUUGCCCCGGAGCGUGUUGGCUGCAGUCUCCCCCCGCGGCCACCUGCGGACCGUGGAGCUCUGAGGCGACGCGGAGACGAGACCGGUCCCAGAUGACAGAAGGUAAUAAAGGGCGGCGGCAACCAAAAGGUCAGAGCGGAGGGGGAGUACACUUAUGCUUGUUGUUGGCGGUAAAUCUUGAAAAGGUCAGACAAGGAAAGCUCUAAAGACGCAGUGACUGAUGCGAGACAUCGACGUGGCUGUGUCUCGACAGCCUCUGCCAAACGUUGGCCUGGUUGUGGAACGGUAGCCAGCUCACCAUCACAGACAAACCCCAAAGUGUGGGCUAAAGGCUCUGAAUCUCUGUGGCAAAAGUACCUUUUGUGUCUUAAGCUCUGGUUGCCUAUGACAAGAUGGAGGAGAAAGAAAAUGAAAAGCUCCACUCACAGCAGCACGUUUCUGCUGCUCCUGAAUCAAAUGUGUUAAAAGCCUCGCUGAAGGGCGAAUCUAUCUCUCGGAGAAGAGAUAGUGCUGCUGCUUUAUUCACCCACCAUCCUACGCUCUCAAGCUGAUUUUCUUUUUCAACCUUGAAGCUGCUGUCGAUUUCAAAAGGUGCUGAAAUCAGUGUUUUAUAUCUUAAAUGUGAAAACUUGUUCAAAUAGAACCAUUGAGAGUCACCAGACCGUUGAACUUUAAUACCUUUUGUGUGUUUUGGAUCCUUUAGUCAAGAGAGAAUAUCUUUUGAACCAAAGUGCCUGAAAAACAAUUUUGAUGCUGAAAUUGUGAAACGAUGGGUUUUCCCAAUAAAUACCAAGAAAGCAAUGUA
Perca flavescens (yellow perch) is the source of this 2769-nucleotide messenger RNA. It is a transcript of the gene trim45, whose product is annotated as tripartite motif containing 45. The record is from RefSeq and is a predicted model, not a curated record. NCBI's taxonomy places the organism in Eukaryota, Metazoa, Chordata, Actinopteri, Perciformes, Percidae. Gene Ontology annotation, molecular function: protein binding; zinc ion binding; ubiquitin protein ligase activity. Gene Ontology annotation, cellular component: nucleoplasm. Bases 145 to 2028 code for a protein of 627 amino acids. The transcript has 8 exons.